Molecule: messenger RNA, 589 nt
Organism: Leptomonas pyrrhocoris
Lineage: Eukaryota; Euglenozoa; Kinetoplastea; Trypanosomatida; Trypanosomatidae
Exons: 1
Coding region: 107-589 (160 amino acids)
Source: RefSeq, a predicted model, not a curated record
AGUGAAGAAGGUCUGUCACGCCUCGUCUGCGUCCCGUUGCGCCGCUGCGACGUGUCGCCUCGCGUGCGGAAGAGGACGUAGGGUACCGCCGCAAACAUUAGGCAUUAUGCGCGUACACACGUACCACAAACAUGCGGUGCAGCGCAACAGCCCGUUGCUGCACGCCCUCCUUUCUCUUCAUGCCAUCUUCUCCGUCUGCUACUCAGCCCCCAUCUUUUUCACCUUUCUCGGGCUUCGAUGGCAGCGGCAGAGCACCACCUCGACCCAGAGGACGUGGAUGAUCUGCGUUCUGGUGAUUUGGUUCUGUGCGGAGCUGGGCCGCCUUUACCUUGGCAGACUUGCGAACCGACAAACGCUGUUCGGCGAACUGAUUGGAUUUCUUAGCAUGACCAUCGUUCCUCAGAUUGUGCUCAUGGGGGUACUGUUUGGUCUGCUGCCUCAGCGCAAUGACCUGGAGUACGGCGUGUGUAUCACGCAACUCAUUCUGCUAGGAUUGGAGUUCCUGACUGCGACCCAGCUGUUAGUGCGCAUAACGCGCAACAACGUCAUCGACUUCUACGUCGCUCUUGGGUCUCCAUACUCCCAGUAG